AUGACAAAAUUUGCUCCUUUGAAAAAUGACUUGAUUUUAAGAGCAGCGAAAGGAGAAAAGGUGGAAAGACCUCCAGUCUGGAUUAUGAGACAGGCGGGUAGAUAUUUACCUGAGUAUCAUGAAGUGAAAGGAGAUAAAGACUUUUUCCAAGCUUGUCAAGAUGCCGAAACCGCUUCUGCGAUCACAAUCCAGCCCGUGGACCACUUUGAUGGAUUGAUUGAUGCAGCAAUCAUAUUUAGCGAUAUAUUGGUCAUCCCUCAAGCAAUGGGGUUUGAAAUCAAUAUGGUGGAAGGAAAGGGUCCGGUGUUUGCAGACCCAUUGAGACACCCCGAGGACUUGUCAAGAAUUGAUCUUAACCCAGAUGUGAAGUUGAAAUUGGAUUGGGCGUACAAGGCUAUCAAUCUCACUAGAGUCAAGUUGAAUGGAAGAGUCCCUCUUUUAGGAUUUGUGGGAGCACCUUGGACACUAUUGGUAUAUAUGACUGAAGGACAAGGAUCAAAGAUGUUUAGAUUUGCAAAGCAGUGGAUUUAUGAGUUCCCUGAGGCGUCACACAAAUUAUUGCAAGCAACUUGCAAUGCUUGUAUUGAGUUUUUGGCGCAACAAGUUGUCGCAGGAGCCCAGAUGUUGCAGAUAUUCGAGUCGUGGGCAGGAGAGUUGGGACCCGAUGAUUUCAAUACCUUCUCAUUACCAUAUUUGAAGGAAAUAGCUACAAAAUUACCUUUGAGGUUGAAGGAGUUGGGUGUGGAGGAAAAAAUACCGUUGACAGUUUUUGCAAAAGGUGCAUGGUACGCCUUGGAUGAUUUGUGUGAUUCCGGAUACGACUGUGUGUCUCUUGACUGGUUGUUUGAUCCACAAACUGCUCGUAAGAUAGCGGGUGACAGAAGGAUAACUUUGCAAGGUAACUUGGACCCUGGUGUCAUGUACGGUUCGGACGAGUUGAUCGAGGAAAAAGUUAAACAAAUGAUUACAGGGUUUGGAGUCCAAAACUACAUCAUAAAUUUCGGGCACGGAACACAUCCAUUCAUGAAGCCCGAAAAGAUUGGUCAUUUUUUGAAACAAUGCCACAAGUAUGGCUCUAAAUAG
Messenger RNA from Lodderomyces theae, 1083 nucleotides. Its product is annotated as uroporphyrinogen decarboxylase. Gene Ontology annotation, biological process: heme biosynthetic process. Gene Ontology annotation, molecular function: uroporphyrinogen decarboxylase activity. The record is from RefSeq and is a predicted model, not a curated record. The transcript has a single exon. Gene Ontology annotation, cellular component: cytosol. Lineage: Eukaryota; Fungi; Ascomycota; Pichiomycetes; Serinales; Debaryomycetaceae. Bases 1 to 1083 code for a protein of 360 amino acids.